AUGGGUUGCUGGAGGGGAUUGAUUGAAGAGUGUCUUCCUCCAAUCAAGGUGUACAUGGACAACAUGAUGACAAUAACAACAACAAACGCAUGCACCAAACGUCUGUUGGAUAAAAUCCAGGAAAACAUCAAAUGGUUGGGAAUGGAGAUUAAACCCAGCAAGUUCCGCAGCAUCUCCAUUGUCCAAGGCAAGCUUACCAAUGAGAAAGUCCAUGUCAACAACGAGCCAAUACCAACAGUUCUGGAGAAGCCUAUCAAAAGCCUUGGCUGCUGGUAUAGCGCAGACCUCAAAGACUCGAAGCAGGUGGAACAAAUCAGGCAGGAUACCAUCAGUGGCCUCAAGCAGAUCAACAACACUGCUCUCCCUGGGAAGCUGAAGCUGUGA
Messenger RNA from Xyrichtys novacula (pearly razorfish), 384 nucleotides. The record is from the annotation of a GenBank genome assembly. NCBI's taxonomy places the organism in Eukaryota, Metazoa, Chordata, Actinopteri, Labriformes, Labridae.